Cucumis sativus (cucumber) is the source of this 614-nucleotide messenger RNA. Its product is annotated as histone H4. The coding region runs from base 77 to 388 and encodes 103 amino acids. Lineage: Eukaryota; Viridiplantae; Streptophyta; Magnoliopsida; Cucurbitales; Cucurbitaceae. Gene Ontology annotation, cellular component: nucleosome. The transcript has a single exon. The record is from RefSeq and is a predicted model, not a curated record. Gene Ontology annotation, biological process: nucleosome assembly. Gene Ontology annotation, molecular function: protein heterodimerization activity; DNA binding; structural constituent of chromatin.
CUGUCAUCUACGACACACUUCAUUUAUCUCAGCACACUUUCUUCAUCGAAAUCUCCAUCAACCAAAGCAACCAACAAUGUCCGGCAGAGGCAAAGGAGGAAAAGGUCUCGGAAAGGGAGGAGCCAAGAGGCAUCGGAAAGUUCUGAGGGACAACAUCCAAGGAAUCACCAAGCCGGCCAUCCGCCGUCUUGCUCGCCGUGGGGGCGUAAAGCGUAUCAGCGGCCUGAUCUAUGAAGAAACUCGCGGCGUUCUCAAGAUCUUCCUCGAAAAUGUCAUUCGUGACGCUGUCACUUACACUGAGCAUGCUCGCCGGAAGACUGUCACCGCCAUGGAUGUUGUGUACGCGCUCAAGAGGCAAGGACGUACUUUAUACGGCUUCGGAGGUUAGGGUUGUCGAAACCUAAGGUUUGGAUUUGGGGGUUUUGUGGUUCGGUGAUUUGGAUGUGAUUUUGGAGAGGAAUUGUAUAUUAUUGGUGAUUUUGUUAGAUUCAAACUAUGAUAUCAGUCUGUAGGUUGUUAAUUGUUUCUCUCGUAAUUGGAAAUCUUGAUGCGCGUAAUUAGAAACUGUUCUAGUUUUGUUCAUCUUCAAGUUCACUAUGUUUCUCUUCUGAUUA